CCACAUCCGUUGGAUACUGCUGGAUUCAUGCCAUUUCAUGAGCAAUAAUUGUUUGCAAACAUUUGUCAGAAUGUAGGCUCCCAGUGAUAUCAAAAUGCUGUAAAACGGGGCCGGGUAUGCGACAAUGCACCAUCGUGAUGUCUCAAUUUCCUACCCCACCAAAAAACAACCCGCACAGGCCACCGACGCGUUCCAACGCGCGUACCCCCACCACAACUCCACCCUCCUUAUUACCAACACCCACAAUCAUCACCACCAAUUCUCUCAGACCCAAACACAUCCCCCCAAGAAAAUCCAAAAAAAAAAAAAAGAUAACAAAGAAAAAUGCCAUCGAUACCUCUGCACCCACGCUCCCAAGCCGCACCGCCAUCCACCACAAACCCACUCCCCCAGCUCCUCCACACGCCCACGGGCCUCGCCCUCCUCGAAAUCCAAGGCACGAUCCACUUUCCCAUCCCCCCCGACCCAUCCAGCUCCUCAACUCUCGUCGGCACCCUCGCGUUCCCGCUCUACAACCCCGCGCUCCAUGGCGAGACUGACACCAAGUGGAUGAAGCGCGCUCAUUUCUACGUAGGCGAGAGUCAGCGGAUGACGGGGGAAGUGAAGAAGCUGGGGAAGCCUUUUGCGGUUAUCGCGAGGAAAGGGGCAAGAGGGGAUGGUGAGGAGGAUGUGCGGAUGGGGGGUGGGGAGGGGGCCGAGGAGCUCGAGAUUGUCGAGAUUGUGAGGUUUAAGGUUGUUUUUUCGCACAGGCCCGAGCCGGUUGGGGGUGGGGAGGAUGGGGAGGGUGUUUGAGAGGUGAGAUUUGGAGAGGUGUGAGUAUAAGCUUUGGAUGUUGGGGUUUAAGCUCUACUGAUGGUGUUUGGUUUGCGCGGCAGAACUGCUUAGCGGGCGCAUCUUUGCGGGCGCUUCAUGUUGCAUGCGACAUUGCACAUCACCACCACCAGAUGAUGACCCAAAAAAGCCCAUGGUUUGCUGUCCCGGACUUCCGUUUUAAUGCACAUAUACUGCUGGGACGUGUGGGAACACGACAUCGCCAACGACCAAACGCUGCGCAACUCUCAACAUGGAAUUCCCUUUCCGUGGGGGCGCCCCAGAUCCAGCACAACUACGAAAAAUUCGACCAAGAUGUAUUUUGUGACAAUUUGCUAUCCCAAAAUAGUACCUAUCACACGUUGCGACGUUGCUCGUUUGUCGAACCUCGGGCUCGCUUCUGGCCUCGUCGU
This is a messenger RNA of Periconia digitata, 1223 nucleotides long. The record is from the annotation of a GenBank genome assembly. Lineage: Eukaryota; Fungi; Ascomycota; Dothideomycetes; Pleosporales; Periconiaceae.